Messenger RNA from Drosophila serrata, 2850 nucleotides. RefSeq names its product Gcn5 acetyltransferase (gene Gcn5). Gene Ontology annotation, cellular component: nucleus; ATAC complex. Gene Ontology annotation, molecular function: histone H3 acetyltransferase activity; protein binding. The record is from RefSeq and is a predicted model, not a curated record. Lineage: Eukaryota; Metazoa; Arthropoda; Insecta; Diptera; Drosophilidae. Gene Ontology annotation, biological process: chromatin remodeling; positive regulation of transcription by RNA polymerase II.
CGUCAGCAAGUUGGCAGCCCCGUUUUACGCAGCCCUGUGUUUUUCGAGUUGAGAGUCUUGUGAAAUUACGAAAAAGUACACUUUGUGCAAAAGCAAACAAUCAGAUCGAAGCAUACGGUGUCCUUGGAAUGUCUGGUGGUCCAUCCAUAACGCUUAAGAGCCAACCCAUCGAUGGUAACAACACUGGGAAUGCUGCAGCGGCUCAGCAGCAGACUGCGAAUGGCGCAGCAUCUGGAUCCUCUGCCGCCGCCGCUGCUGCUGGCAGCCAAGCCCAGAACCAUGGCAACGGCGGAGUAGGCGGCAGCGGGAGUGCUCCGGCAGAGGGUACACGGCAGAAUAGUCUUCAACGCAUCCAGCAGAGGAAGCAAAAGGUAUUCAACCUACCUGUGGCCCAGAAACUGGCCAAGCUCUCGAUGUACUCGUCCUGCCAGUCGGAAGGAUGCCGUUGCACGGGCUGGAAAACUCCUCAGGAGAACCGCCAUCGCGAUGUGGAGUCCUCUUACUGUCCGGAGUUCAACGAGGAGUGUCGCAACUCCAGCUGCCGCCACUCCUUGCGAACGCACAUCGCUCAUCUGGACAAUAUUUCCAGCUCCAGCAUGGACGAACUGCUGGGCGCUAUCAUCGACAUGGAAAACCUUUUUAUGUCCAUGCAGCGCGUGGAGGACGAGGACACCAAAAAGGUCUAUCUGUAUCUUUUCCGAUUGCUUCGCCAGUGCGUCCUGACGCGCCAGCAAGCUGUGAUCCGUGGUCCUCUAGGGGAUCCACCAUUCGAGUCGCCUUGCAUCACCAAGGCGGUGCUUUCACUGGUCUUCUACAAGUACAACCAUCUCAAUCCGACUGAGCUGCAAACCAUGACCGAGGUGGCCAAGACUUUCCUCAACUUCCUAAAUCACUACAAUUUUGAAUCGCCGUCAACGAGGCGGGGAGAUCUCACCCACGAGGAUGCCUCCAACUAUAAGAUCAACUACACCCGCUGGUUAGUUUUCUGCCAUGUGCCCGCCUUCUGCAACUCCCUGCGUCAGUUUGAAACGUCCCUGGUCUUCGGGCGCACCCUGCUGAGAACCGUGUUCCAGUACAUGUCCCAGCAACUGAAGAAGAAGUGCAUCUCGGAGAGGGACCGUUUCCCCGAGGACAAACGGUCGAUCAUCACACAGAUGCCCAAGUUCCUGGAGGCUUUGCGGGCCGAGCUGCUAAAGGACGACUCGCCGAUUUGGGAUCCCAACUACCGCCCGCCCAAUUCGUUUGUCAUCCAGCAGAGGAAGAGGCAUCAGGAAGUGGCGCCCGUAGUAGCCGGGGGAAGUGUGGCCUCCGUGGGUAGCGCCAAGCGUGCCAGUGUGGGCGAACCUCUGCACAAGAGGAUCAAGAAGGAGCCGACGGAUCGAUGCGUCAGUGAAAACUUGGAUGACCUGCCGACGGAUGUGGUGAUGCGUGCCAUGAAAUCGGUGUCUGAGUCGAAAACCACCAACAAGGCUGAAAUUCUGUUUCCGGUCAAUGUUUCCCGCGAUGAGAACGUGAAGGCGGAGGAGCAGAAACGAGCCAUCGAGUUCCAUGUGGUGGGUAACUCGCUAACCAAGCCGGUGGAUAAGCAGACGGUGCUCUGGCUCCUGGGCCUGCAGCUGGUGUUUGCCUAUCAGCUCCCGGAGAUGCCGCGCGAGUACAUUAGUCAGUUGGUUUUCGACACCAAGCACAAAACUCUGGCGCUUAUCAAGGAAAAUCAACCCAUUGGCGGCAUAUGCUUUCGUCCGUUCCCCUCGCAGGGAUUCACGGAGAUCGUCUUCUGUGCUGUGACCAUGUCGGAGCAGGUAAAGGGCUAUGGCACGCAUCUGAUGAACCACCUGAAGGAUUACAGCAUUCAGCGUGGCAUCAAGCACUUACUGACCUUCGCCGAUUGCGAUGCCAUUGGAUACUUUAAGAAGCAGGGAUUCUCAAAGGACAUCAAACUGGCGCGACCCGUUUAUGCGGGUUACAUUAAGGAGUACGAUAGUGCCACUUUGAUGCAUUGCGAGCUGCAUCCAAGUAUCGUGAAUACACAAUUCAUUGCGGUGAUACGUAAUCAGAGCGAGAUCCUGAAGGAGCUGAUAGCACAACGGCACAAUGAAGUGCAGAAGGUUAGGCCCGGAUUGACAUGUUUCAAGGAGGGUCUGCCUUCCAUUCCCGUUGAGUCGAUUCCCGGCCUUCGGGAGAUCGGCUGGAAGCCACAAAUGCGCCCGGCACGAUCGGCUCGACCUCUGGAGGAAUCUUCUGAUCCAGAGAAACUGGCCACUUCAUUUGCAUCCGUGCUGCAAUCGGUACGCCAGCACAACACGGCGUGGCCCUUCCUGCGUCCGGUGACGGCGGCUGAGGUGCCAGACUAUUACGAUCACAUCAAGUAUCCCAUGGACCUAAAGACGAUGGGCGAACGCUUGAAGAAGGGGUACUACCAGACCCGUCGCCUAUUCAUGGCCGACAUGGCCCGCAUCUUUUCCAACUGUCGGUUCUAUAACUCACCCGACACUGAGUAUUAUCGCUGUGCCAACUCCCUGGAACGCUAUUUCCAGACCAAAAUGCGAGAAUUGGGGCUGUGGGACAAAUGAUGCAGCGAUUCCGAGGAGCUUUGUAUAAAACCGAAUAUUUAAUCUUCUUCACUUUACUGGAGAGCGUUAUUUCUCUUAUAUUUAUUUAGAGUUUCCUUCCUACCAAAAGACCCUUGUGUGAAUUACAUGAAUUCUGGAUUUAUAUAUUGUUCUUGAGAGACACCCAUAUAUCGUAAUCGAGCACUUUGUCUGUCUUAUUUAUUUAGACGACGGGCUAGAUUAAGCUAGAUCUUUAAAAAAUAUAAUAAACUGUAACUUUAUAAACUAUUAUACCGCA